UUCACCCAUUUUGUUUACUAUUGAUUUGUGUCCGGCCCAUGCUGUAUACCGACUUUUUCCACUCUGACAACCUCUAUAUAGGUAUGGUACUAAUAAAACCCAGCCUUAUGGUUAGCAGCGAAGCCAAAUAAUACCUCCAAGAUGUAGAUAAAGGACGCAAACAGUAAUGGAGAUGAGGGGCCGCCCGAGCACCGCUGAUGGAGACGCUGGCAAGUACCCAUGGACUAGAGGGUGGCGUGGGGGGCAGCAACGGUGGUGGGGGGCGGCAACAGCAGCAAUGUCACGAUGCGAUGGUCCAGCCACCAGCCUCCCAGACCCCUCUGCUACCAGUGCCCCCCCCACCACUACCCCCUGCUGCCUCACCCUCUCACGUAGCUGCAUUGGGGCCAGUUCCUGUGAGACUGUGACUGUCAGGUGGUCUAUGCCCCCUGACCGUGCUGCCUCACCCCAUGACUGGCUGGGCCUCUAUGUAGCAGGAGAGAGUGAAGCUGAGAGGUGCCUCGACCAGCGGAGGUGCAGCGGCCAGCCUCAGGGGGAGGUGUCCUGGAGCCUUGAUGUGCCAGUUCUUCUCCCCAGAAAUGUUGGGAGUGUAGAGGUGCGGUACCAGCGUGGGGAGGGUGCUGCCGUCACCUGUCUGGGGGUGUCAGCAGUACUGCGUGUCGUGAGGCUCAGUGACGGUUCUGCUUCAGAUUCCUCCGAAGAUGAGGCUCUCCUCCACCCGUCCCUAACCCUCCAGCGUUGCAUCUCCUGCACCAGACUCAUUCGCUUCACCAUCUCCAACUUUGCCGCCCAUGGACUGCGAAGGGGAAUAUUCUUCCAGCCAGAUCCCUAUGUGAAAUUGCGCAUUCUUCCUGGAGAGUCCCAGACACUCUUGCCACAUCACGGGCAGGAGGCGCGGUCUUGUGUAGCUGAGAAUACCGUCAACCCUUCCUGGAAGAGGCAGGAAUUCACUUUUAUUGGUUACCUCCAUGAUGUCUUAGAGAUUGAGCUCAAGGACAAGUUUGCCAAGAGCCGGCCAAUAAUCAGCCGCUUUCUUGGCCGUCUCACUAUUGAGGUGGCCACACUCAGGGAGCGCCUCAAGAGCGGAUCAUCGGGACACUUAGACUUCGCACUGGGCAGUAAAAGUACAGGAGAGUCAGUGUCUGGUCACGUGUACUUCACUGUAACCUUCACUUUGCCUCCUGCAACUAGUGCAGCUUGUUCUGGCCACGGAGGGCUUGAGUGCCCAGGGGAGUUGGACAGGAUGAGGCUCAAGAGUGAGUCUCUUCUGGACUCCCAUGGUGAUCAGGAGCUCAUUAGUAAUGGCCAUGUGGGGUUCAGGAAAAACCCACUUAAGUCCAACAACAACAGUUCAUCUGCAUCCUCAAUGAGCAAUGGUAUGGGAAGCAGCUUUGGGGAGGAGGAGGUGGCUGUCAAUGGGGAAUCAGGCCUUGGGGAGGCUAGGCUGGACAAUGGGCAGGACUACACUAGCUCCAGUAGUAGGGAGUCAGACUACUCCCCAAUCUGGAAAUACUCUUGCAAAGUUCCUAAUGUUACCAGUAAAGGAAAAGUCACUGAAAACAGAGGUGAAGAAGCCAUAUAUGAAACAGUGUAUCCAGCAGAGGACUAUCAGACUCAAGAGGGGGAAGUACCAGAGGCAGGUCCUGUUCUUCCCCAGAGUGAUGAGGACUCCCCACCACCCCUUCCACCACGAACUAAGUCCCUCAUGAAGUCCUUCACUGAAAUGGGCCAUCGACCUUUGGCUCGCUCCAUGGCUGUUCAACUGGGCCUUGCUCCCACAUUCCCCACAGUGGUCAGGAAACGGCCACUGCCACUUCCGGAUCCUCCAGGAGGUGAUCAAAUGGUGCCAUUGAAUGGAUCUGUUAAGGAUAUGAGUAGUGCUGGUGAGCCCAGUGUUCGACCCAAAGCUCCAGUGCUCAGUGCCAGCUCACAGUCCAGUUGUGAUAGUGAGAGUAGUGGAGCAAGCUAUGGAGAUAGCAAGAGAAUGCAGUAUCCUUUAGAUGGGUCAUUUUCUUAUGAUAUUGUGGACUUAGAUGAAGUUUUACAGAUUUCAGAAAUGUCAUAUAAUCAAACUGAUACAGAUAGUCAGUGCCAAGCAGGAAAAUCUUUAACUCAGGGACCUAGUUCAUCUUUGCAAUCUUCUUCUUGUGCUUCCAUGGAAAGUGAUCCCUCAGAGGACAUAGCAAGACCUUCCACAUUCAGUGAUGCACCAGAGGAAGUAAUGGAUUCAGUCAGUGGAGGAAGUGUGAAAAACAGAUCAUGUGCCACAGUGGCACCACUAGCAACACCAGAGCAGGACUCUAGUCUCCUUCAAGAAACAGCUUCUACAGACACAUUACUGGAGAGCUCAGAAGUGCUAGACCUUGAUGGGAGCAAAGGCUGCAGUGGAAGCUCAUAUAUACCUAAAGUAACAGAUAGUGAGUGUAGUGUUAUACCAAGCAGCGCUCAGAAUGCUUGUGCAGAAAGCUUUAAUAUUAAGGAACACUCAUUCCCAGAAAUAGCAAAUAACCAAAGUGAUUCUUUAUCUAGUCCAAUAAAUGUAACAUACAUGUAUGGUGUGACGGCCAGUGCUCAAGAAAGGCGGAGUUCAUUUAUAGGAAAUCUAACUGGUGAUAGUGUUAACCAAACAAUUGUAUGUGCAGAUAAUGUCAAUACUCAUGAUGAUAGUGAAGUAAGAACACAUGCAAAUUUGUCACGAUGCAAAUCAGAUUCAGUGCACUCAGAUGUCCCAGACCAAGAAGUGACAUCAGGGUUGAGGGUGUCCAGGGAGGGCUCAGUGUCUGGCAGGUCACCAUCUCCUAGACUCAGUGACUCACUCCAAGUAUCAAGUUCCACCUCAGAGUCAAUCUCUCCUGCUGGGGGUUCCACUUCUUGUUCCUUGUCCUCCCAGGCAGGGGAGGAUGGCAGGAGGGGAUCAGAGUCUACUUGUAUGGUUGUAAGCACUGGAAGUUCCUCCUCCAAUUCAGUGUUUGCCAGUCCAACCACAGAGACUAAUGAUUUAGACCUGGUGUCAUUGGUUUCUGCAGCACAGUUUGUAGACAUGAACAUUCCAUCAGGGACUUCUAGAGAGCCUCAGACUCCUGGGCAGGAACCUGUAGAAGCCAGUGUGCGGCCAAGGAAGGAUUUGUCUACCCAGGUUCCCACAGUGAAUGAUGGGGAUGAUGACAUUCCCCCAGCUGUGCCACCUCACAAGCCUCACCAUUGCCUGUUGAAGGCUUUGGUGCAUCCACCUCUGUGCCCUCCUACUCCAACACAUCGUGCCAAGCCACAGCCUCCUGAGCGUACCACCAGUGACAGGCGAGAGAGGGACACCAGUGGCUUUGGAAGGGAAGAAGCUUGGGAAAGGGAAGACAAGUCUCUCCCAUCUCAUCAUCCCAAGUUAUCUCGACAGCCAUCUCUCAGGGAUUGGCUGAAAAAAUAUCCUAAAGUUGAAGUAGCAUUUGAUGAACCAUUACCAGCCAAUGUUGAGGCCCGGAAAGACAGUCAUGGCAGAAUAUUUUUCAUUGACCAUAUCGCCAAGACCACUUCAUGGGAGUGGCCACCCCCUAAGCCCCUUCUGACCCACCGACCACUUUUCUUUGUUCCUCAAGUGGAUGAGGGUAAAAGGCGGUCUUACUGUGAGAGUGGUGAGAGUGAAUGCAGUGGUAGUCGGGCAAGCAGUCGGGUGGUAACACCAGAGCCCUCCACUCCGACAUCAGCAUCAGGCGUGGCACCAACAACUGUGUGCCCCAGUCCUGACCACUGUGAGGAAGGAGCAGCAGCCAUUGUUACCUCCCCUCCACCACCUCCACCUCCACCUUCACCACCACCACCUCUGCCACCUUGUGAGUCAUCAAAUGGAGCGGCUAUACUGACUGGGUCACCUGUUAUCCCUUUUGGAGCAACAGGUGGCUGUACCCAAGUAGGAGAAACAACACCAGUUGAGAUUCAUGAGGACAGAAGGCGACAGGAAGAGUCCAGAGAUGGCAGUGAUGAUGAGAAGGCCCCCACACCUCCCCCUCGACCUCAUCACCGCCUCUCCCGUCCCAUUCCUCCCCAUCCACCCCCCCUGCCCCAGCAGUGCCCCCCAACCCCGACACAUCAUGCCCGCCGCACCCAUACAUCUGCUGGUGGAAGUGAUCAGGAGAUUGAGCGGCAUGGACGCACUAUGCGCCUUCCCUCUAUUCCUGAGAGAACCAUUAAGUUUCAAAGGGUAGAGACCCAACCUGGAGAGGAACCACUGCCUGUCAAUUGGGAGGCCCGUAUUGACAGCCAUGGCCGCAUCUUUUACAUUGAUCAUAUUAACCGCACCACCACAUGGCAGCGACCAUCUGGCAAUGAUUCGGCUCAGACUCAGAGGAACCAGUCCACAGAUCGUAUUCAGAGGCAACAGCUAGACAGAAGAUAUCAGAGUAUUCGUCGGACCAUCACUUCCAGACGGAUAGAAGUUGAGGAGGCGCCUCCAGGUGCUGCAUCUGCUGCUACUCUGCCCUCCUCAGCUUCCACACCCUCACUAGCAACAGCAGCAGGUCCUCCUCAGGCAAUGUCAUCCUCCACCACAUCCUUCACUAGCAGUGCAGCUCCACCAGAUCUCUCACCUUCUACACCUUCAGCUGUUCAGUCACCCACAUCAACUACCUCUACAGUUUCUUCUACCACUCUUCCUACUCCCUCAAGUUCAGGAACGUCUUCCUCAUCUACUCCUUCAUCUUCCACAUCCUCAUCAUCUUCAUCCUCCUCAGUAACCAGUGAGAGGCUAGAUAUGUUGCUGCAGUUGCCAGCUGUCAAGUUCCUCACCAGAUCAGAUUUCUUCAGUGUCCUCCACAUGAAUGAUGAGGCAUGUUGUGUGUAUGAAAGGAGUGCAUCUCUCAGACACAUGAUCUCUCGGAUUCGCCGAGAUCCAGCAGCUUUUGCCCGCUAUCAACACAAUAGAGAUUUGGUCAGCUUGGUCAAUCAGUUUGCAGACAUAGAACGUGAUUUACCACGAGGCUGGGAGGCAAAAUAUGACCGGUCAGGGAAGCUGUUUUUCAUAGAUCAUUCUAGCAAGACUACUUCCUUCAUGGAUCCCAGACUACCCAUUGAUGUGCCAUUCAUCAAUGCCAGCAAGCUAGCUCUGCCAAGUACCCACCAUCGCAGGUCUCGCUCUCCUGCUGAAGAUGAUGGUUCUCGGGUGCCCAUUCCCCCGCCACGCCCACCCACCACUAUUGGCAGUGUUUGUGGGGGCAUCGCUGCACACGUCACCCCUAACAUUCCUACUGCCUACAAUGACAAGGUGGUUGCUUGGCUGCGUCAGCCAAAUAUUAUGGAUAUCCUGUGUGAACGUCACAGUGGUCUGCGCACCUCCCCAGCACUCAGGGAUAAGGUCACAGCCAUCAGGAUGGAUGGAACAGCAGCUCUUGAUCGUCUUAGUCAUGAUGUAGACCUCAUCAUAGUUCUAAGUUUAUUUGAACACGAGAUCAUGUCAUACGUGCCUCCCUCUGUGGGUAUGUCCCCACGUGGCUCUCCCCAGCCCUCUCCCCAGGCCUCCCCCGGACUGGCUCGAGCCAAUGCUCGGGCUCAUGCGCCUUACCGGAGGGACUUUGAGGCCAAGCUCAGGAAUUUCUACCGGAAACUGGAGGGCAAAGGCUAUGGCCAAGGGCCAAAUAAGCUGAAACUCAAUAUUCGCCGUGACCAUCUGCUGGAAGAUGCCUUCAACAAAGUGAUGGGUGCAAGUAAAAAGGAUCUUCAGAAGUCCAAACUGUAUAUAACAUUCCAUGGCGAAGAAGGGUUGGACUAUGGGGGACCAUCCAGAGAAUUUUUCUUCCUUUUGUCAAGAGAAUUAUUCAAUCCAUAUUAUGGACUCUUUGAAUAUUCUGCCAAUGAUACCUACACAGUUCAGAUUUCUCCCAUGUCAGCCUUUGUGGAUAACUACCAUGAAUGGUUCAGGUUUUGUGGGCGGGUGUUAGGGCUCGCCUUGGUUCACCAGUAUCUGUUAGAUGCCUUCUUCACUCGUCCUUUCUACAAAGGUUUGCUACGUAGCCCUGUCUCUCUGUCGGAUGUGGAGUCCUUGGACAGUGAGUUUCACCAAAGUCUGUUGUGGGUAAAAGAUAAUGACAUCACUGACAUGUUGGAAUUAACUUUCUGUGUCACUGAGGAAAUUGGAGGCCACGUGGUAGAAAAGGAUCUCAAACCUGGAGGAAAGAAUAUUGCUGUCACUGAGAGAAAUAAAAAGGAAUACCUAGAGCGAAUGGUUCGGUGGAGGCUGGAGCGAGGAGUCAGUGAACAAACUGAGAGCCUGGUGCGUGGCUUUUAUGAGGUAAUUGACCCUCGACUUGUGGGGGUGUUUGAUGCCCGGGAGCUGGAGUUGGUCAUUGCUGGUACACUGGAGAUUGAUGUGGCUGAUUGGAGGAAGAACACUGAAUAUAGAUCUGGGUACCAUGAUUCUCACCCGGUAAUACAUUGGUUCUGGCUGGCUAUUGAGCGCUUUGACAAUGAACGGCGGCUCAGACUAUUGCAGUUUGUCACUGGCACCUCUAGUGUGCCUUAUGAGGGAUUUGCUGCCCUCAGGGGCAGCAAUGGCCCUCGAAGGUUCUGCAUUGAAAAGUGGGGCAAGCCUUCCAGCCUUCCCAGGGCUCACACUUGCUUCAAUCGGCUGGAUCUACCACCCUACCCAUCUCCUGAAAUGUUGUAUGAGAAGCUUCUCCUUGCUGUAGAAGAGACCUCAACCUUUGGCAUAGAGUAAAAGUAUUCAGUAUUUUACGCAACUACUGCACCACCUCCUCAGAAUUUAGGCAUUCACCAGAUAUCUCAAGAUAACAUAGGAUAUUCAUAGUGGCAGCUAGAGAGAUAUGAUCUGCCAUAUGUCAUGUUGUAUGAUCAUGUAUGUAUGGACUUGGAUUGGCUCUUAUUAACUUAUAUUUUAGUUCAGAGAGAUCACACACACAUACAUAUACAAGAAUACAGACAUUUUUUUACUUUACCUCUUAGCUUUUUUUUUUUUUUUUUUUUUUCGUGUGUGUGUGUGUGUGUGUGUGUGUGUGAUGAAUUAGGGAAGUUUUCAAUAAAAUCCUAAUAUUUGUUUGAAAGAUAGUGAAUGACUUAUAGUUUCUAAAUUCUGUAAUAUUUUCUCUUAGUAUUAUUAAUUUAGAAUGGGUUUACAAAUAUGUUUUCGUAAGAAAUAGCCAAGUACAUGAAAACUAACAAAUUUAAGAAGACCUAGACAUCUCAUUUUUCAUGUAACUUUCUUUGUUUUAUGACCGAUGAAGAUUAAUUACACAUAUGUAUUUUCACAACUCUGCAAGACAUCUCAUUUUUUCAUGUAACUUUCUUUGUUUUAUGACCGAUGAGGAUAAGUUACACAUCUGUACUUUCACAACUAUGCUGUUCUCACAUACAGUAGUACAGGUGUGUCCCAUGACUAAAGAAGUAUUUUUCUUGUGAUAUUACUAUAAAAUUUAUUAAUGGCAUGAAGAUGUUUCCAGAACUUGGUCAGAACCUCAAAGAAAUAGUAACCUUGAUGCAGUGGGUUGCAUUUCUUUGCUGCUUCAUGGCCUGCCUUUCUUGCUUCUGUCAUGAUCUUACAAAAUGUAUUUUCACUAUGUUACCAUCAUAGCUCAAGUAGCCAUGCUGUGGCAGGUGGCCUCAUCACUCCUGCAUCACUUAUGCCCUAUCCUAGCAGUUAUUCUGAGCAAGUGAGGUGGUGCCACUUAGAGACCAAGAGCAUUACAUAUGGCAGUUCAGGAUCAUUCUCCUGUUCUUUCCUGUGAUGGGUGUUGAAACAUAUAUCUCCACGUUCAGUGGGUUAAUAAACAUUUUGAAAUGUUGAUCUUAGGAGCAUGCACUUUUCUGAGGACAUAACUCCAGUGCCAAAUGCAGUCUGCCUGUAGUCAUGAUAAACAUUGCUAUUUUUAUGUUGUCCAAAUGUAUGUUUUCUUGUGAAUUCAGGCAGUCAGCAGUUUUUUUUUUUUUUUUUUUUUUUUUUUUUUUUUUUUUAGCAUUAACUUUACUUAUAUAUAUUGCAGCUUUAGGUAAAAGAAAAAGCCUCAUUAAAUUUUGCUCUCUCUCUCUCUCUCUCUCUCUCUCUCUCUCUCUCUCUCUCUCUCUCUCUCUCUCUCUCUCUCUCUCUCUCUCUCUCUCUCUCUCUCUCUCUCUCUCUCUCUCUCUCUCUCUCUCUCUCUCUCUCUCUCUCUCUCUCUCUCUCUCUCUCUCUCUCUCUCUCUCUCUGUGACACACACACACACACACACACACACACACACACACACACACACACACACACACACACACACACACACGCACAUGCACACACACACACACACACACACACAUUUAGUGCUAUUACUUUUAGUGCCAAGAACCAUUACCCCAAAAUGUGAUAAUUUACUUUUAAGAGUAUGUUUUGCCUCACUUUUUACACAAAAUAGGUAUUACUUCUCUGUUCAUAAUGUAUAUACACUUUGCUCACAACACUGGUGUCAGAUAUAAGACAUCUGUGACAAUUUUUCUUGGGCUUCUUCAUUCAUACAGUAAGAGGCAGACACCCGAACUAAGGCUCAUUAUUGCCAUUUACAAGGCCAGUCUUCAGAGUAUUGAUUCAACAAAUAGAUGGUAAGUUAAUAUUUAUCUUGUGGUUGUAAACUGUGGUUGCAUCGAACCAGCAGUAUAAGGAGGGGUAAAGUUGUCUGUAGUGCAGCUCUUGAAGUAUGGGAACAUUUAUUCCAUUUUAGUAGGAAAGCUUUCCUGAUAUAUUGCAUAGAAUAGGUAGCAGUGAAAAUUUUCAUACAUUUCCAUUAUAUCUAUGUAAAUAAAGCAUUUCUUUUUAUGAUGUGAAUGAGGGCUUUGUUGCCACUCAUAUAUCCCCAGCAAUAAUUCUUAAACUGUUAUUGCGCUUUUUUUCAUUUAGGGAUUGAUUGUUUUUAUCUUAAUAUUUAUAGGACACAAUGCCUAUUAUAUACAUCAAUUAUUCUAAUUAGAGUACUUCAUUAUUGUUAGGGAAUUUUAUAUUUCUCUGUAAAAUAUUUUAUUGGUAAGAAUUAUGUUAAUGAAGCAUUUUCACGUAUGUCAUCAGUUUUGACCAUUAGAUAUCUUGUGAUGGUCUUUUAUACACUCUUGAUUCUGUUUCAUAUUACUGCAUUUAUGGUAUUAUUGUUGAUGACAGUGCAAAAGUUAUUUUAUUAUAAAAUAUUUGUCUACCUAAAUUUGGUAUAAGUUUUAUAUUCCAUUGACAUCUGUUGAGUUCCAUAUGGAAACAUUUUAAUUUAUUUGAAGAAUAUCUUCUUUAUCAUAUCAGCAUUAGGUCAGAAUAUUAUUUCACUACAGUUUUUCAACUAAUAAAAGUGGGGCAAUAAAAUCCCAUAUUUAAGCUUAUUGUCUGUGAGUAAAAAUAAUGUUUUGUAGUUGUCAGAGAAUUUUAUCCUUGGCCACAUCUGUAAAAUUAAAA
Scylla paramamosain (green mud crab) is the source of this 9397-nucleotide messenger RNA. RefSeq names its product E3 ubiquitin-protein ligase HECW2-like. Gene Ontology annotation, biological process: regulation of dendrite morphogenesis; protein polyubiquitination. Lineage: Eukaryota; Metazoa; Arthropoda; Malacostraca; Decapoda; Portunidae. Gene Ontology annotation, cellular component: cytoplasm. The record is from RefSeq and is a predicted model, not a curated record. Gene Ontology annotation, molecular function: ubiquitin protein ligase activity; protein binding.